Molecule: messenger RNA, 757 nt
Organism: Caenorhabditis sp. 36 PRJEB53466
Lineage: Eukaryota; Metazoa; Nematoda; Chromadorea; Rhabditida; Rhabditidae
Source: the annotation of a GenBank genome assembly
AUGCUCACGCAGCCGUUCCUCCUCUGCUUCCUCGUUUUCGCCUCCAUUCUCGCCGUCACGAUGGCUGCGAAAGACGAUAAAAUGGAGGACACGACCAAAUUGGCGGCCGUCCCGACGUCUGUUUUCGCCGGAAUCGGUGAGUGUUCGGUGGAGCGCACUUGCAGCAUCCGUGUUUUUUCAGGCGCAAUCGUGUUGCUAGCCGCCCGCCAGCUCUUCUAGCGCACCGAUCAAUCAAUCAACCCCCAAGCCGACGAUGAUGAACUCUCCGAUUCGACAUUUAGAAUUUUGAGUAUGGAAUAAAAGUGUCCAUUUUUGUUUGACCCUUUGUGAACUUUUCGUGGCCGGAAACAACCGGAACGCCGAUAGCCCGUCGGGCGGAACGUUCAGUUCAAACGAUUCAAGGCUCCAUCGCUCCGUCGCCCUUCUCCUUCUCGUUCUGGCCUCCGCUUUCCUCGUUGCCAACGCGGCUACUGACGUAAAAGAAGCCGGCCGUCUACACCGGACUCGGUCAGUUUGACGCUCAAAAAACGAUGCGAACACGCUCGACCGCAGUGUUUUCGGUCUGAAAUUGAAUAAAAACGCAACUCGGACACUCGGCAACCGAAACGCUUCGCAUUUUUCGGAAAAUGUUAAAUAAAUUUGCAGGCGCCGCGGUGAUUCUCGCGAGAGGACUGUUCUAAACGGACGCUCCGCCACGCAUCCAGCAUCAAUUCGGAACAAAAUGACGAUCUACAUGAGAAGCCACGACAACAAAUAA